Molecule: messenger RNA, 607 nt
Organism: Wasmannia auropunctata (little fire ant)
Lineage: Eukaryota; Metazoa; Arthropoda; Insecta; Hymenoptera; Formicidae
Product: putative gustatory receptor 28b
Exons: 3
Coding region: 11-607 (198 amino acids)
Biological process (GO): sensory perception of taste
Cellular component (GO): dendrite; membrane; axon
Source: RefSeq, a predicted model, not a curated record
UCUUGUACACAUGAAAAAACUCAUAAAAAGAAAACCACGUGUUCUCACAAUGUUUUAUUAUGAGCAGAGAAAUUCGUUCCUGAUAAUGAAGCUUAAGGCUCUAAUGAAGACACACAUGGCAAUCAGCAACGCAGUACAGAUGCUGAAUAAGACCUUGAGUUUGCAACUCCUUGUCACGAUAAUCAUAACCUUUUUUGAAAUCAAUCUUGAUAUGUAUGUCUAUUUAGUGCAAUGGAAUAAUGGAAUGGUCCUCAAUUUGGAUAAACAGAUUGGUGAGUUAUUCUUAUCAGCCAUGGUACAGUAUAUUACAAAAAUGGUGUUAAUUGUGUGGGUAUGCGAGACUGGCAAGAAUGAGGCUCAAAGAAUUCGCACUACGAUUCACGAUGUACUUAACAGCAUCAGAGACGAGAAAAUAAAAAAUGAGUUGCAGUUGUUUUCACUACAAACAUUGCAUUGUAAAAUUACAUUUUCUGCCAAAGGAUUCAAUGUGGAUGCAACAUUUCUCGCGACGAUGAUGGGUACCAUUACUACGUAUAUGUUAAUUUCGAUACAAUUCUUUGUUACUUCACAUUCUUGCGAUGGAAAAUCUGCAAUCAAUAGUACAUAA